Mauremys mutica (yellowpond turtle) is the source of this 3663-nucleotide messenger RNA. RefSeq names its product butyrophilin subfamily 1 member A1-like. Lineage: Eukaryota; Metazoa; Chordata; Testudines; Geoemydidae. Gene Ontology annotation, cellular component: external side of plasma membrane. Gene Ontology annotation, biological process: T cell receptor signaling pathway; regulation of cytokine production. Bases 1 to 1323 code for a protein of 440 amino acids. Gene Ontology annotation, molecular function: signaling receptor binding. The record is from RefSeq and is a predicted model, not a curated record. The transcript is spliced from 6 exons.
AUGGUACUUUUCACAGCCCAGUUCACAGUCAUCGGACCGGGUCAACCUGUCAUUGCUAUUGUGGGUGAGGACAUUGUGUUACCCUGUCACUUGUCUCCCCCGAUGAGUGCUGAGAACAUGGACGUGAGAUGGUUCCGGUCAGAUGACUCUUUUCUUGUGCAUCGCUAUCGUGAUGGAAAGGAUCAGACUGAAUUUCAGAUGCCAGAAUAUAAAGGAAGGACAGAGUUUCUCAAAGACGGCAUCAGAAAUGGAAGUGUCGCCCUGAGGUUACAUAAUAUCAGACCCACAGAUGAGGGACGAUACACGUGCUAUUUUGAGUCAACUUCCUUUUAUGAAGAUGCCCAUAUGGAAUUGAAGGUGGCAGCUCUAGGUGCUGCUCCUCUCCUCUCUGUUGAGGGUUAUCAGGAUGGAGGGAUCCGAGUGGUGUGCCGAUCCGCUGGGUGGUACCCAGAGCCUGAGGUUUUCUGGAGAGAGCUCACUGGACGACAUGUACCGUUGCUGUCUGAAAGAAAAUUCCAAGGGGCUAAUGGCCUGUUUGAAACAGAAACUUCUGUAAUCAUAACAGAAACCUCAAACCAGAACAUCUCCUGUUCCAUUAGGAGCACUCUCCUCAAACAAGAAAAGGAAUCAGGAGUUUAUAUAGCAGAACUUUUUUUCCCGAAGAAAUCUCCCUGGAUCGCCAUUUUGUGCACGAUCUUGGUUAUUCAGGGUUUUUUUAUUGGCCUCUUAAUUUAUCGCUUGAAAACAAAAGAGAAGAAGGCUGCAGAACGUAGGUGGAGAGACUGCCUUACAGAAGCAGAGAGGGUGACCCUGGAUCCAGACGCAGCAAAUCCCUACCUCAGGUUGUCGGAGGAUUGGAAAAGAGUCAGACUGGAAGGCGCAGACGAGAAGCUGCUCGCCAACCAUGAGGGAUUUCGUUAUUCUCCCUGUGUGCUGGCCUGUGAGGGAUUCACCUCUGGGAGACAUUACUGGGGGGUGGAAGUUGGGAGCAAAGGAGGCUGGGCUGUGGGGGUGGCCAGAGAGUCUGUGAGAAGGAAGGAAGGAGUAGUGAACCUUAAUCCUGAGGAGGGGAUCUGGGCUGUAGAGCGACAGUGGUGGGGUGAGUUCUGGGCUCUCACUAGCCCUACCACCCGCCUUUCCCUAACUAGGAAACCUGACAAGAUUCGGGUUUCUCUGGACUACGAAGCGGGGCUGGUGGAAUUUUUCGAUGCUGAUAAUGUGGAACCGUUCUAUGCUUUCCGCUCGGCCUCUUUUACUGGCGAGAAAAUCUUCCCUUUCUUCCGGGUUGGGGGUGCAGGAGCCCAGCUCAGAGUGUAUCUGUGAGAAAGGGUACGUUAUUCCACCUGGACUCACUCAAAUGUGUUCUCAUCAACUUAGGAGAUCUUUCAUUCAGUUUAUAAAGAUCACUCAUAGCUCCUCUUUUAACUUUGUACUAAUUCCCUGUAAAUGAAGACAUUUUUGAAAUAAUGGAUGUAUUUUCUGCUCUUCUGUCUACUUUAUUAUUUCAGCUGCAAUUCUGGGGGAGUAAGGUGGGGGUGAGGAAGGGUCUGCUUCCCCAUUAGGGUCGCAGCUGCUCUCUUGACAGUCUGACAAGAGCCUGAGGCCUAGUCUAUGCUACAGAGUUAGGUUGAUGCAAGGUAGCUGACGUCGACCUGACUAGGGAACUAUAAUAACUGUCCUGCCACAGCGAUUUAAUAACUCCACUUCCAUGAGAGGUGCAGAGUGAAAGUCGAUGUAGUUCGAUCGACGCAGGGUCAGUGGAGACACGCUGAGUCUUACUAGCUUUCAGAAGCCGGCUUACAAUGCCCCCCAGUGACAGUACAACCAAUACAAGCGCUCCCAGUGAGGACGCGCACCGCUGACACAAGAAGCAAAGUGUAGACACGCAUAAGCCACGUAAUUACUGCGGCAGCUGUAUGCUGACAGAGUUAGGCCUACUUAAUUUUGUAGUGUAGACAUUCCCUACGAGGAGUCGUGAUCAGUUUCCUUCUGUUUGAUGUUAUGAUUCUUGUGAUUUAUGUAUCAAUAUAAGUGCUAUGAUCGUACUUUUCUGGGUUCACGAUUUGAUCAAGUUCCUGCAGUCAUCCAUUCUGUCUAAUUCAUAAAAGACCAAUGCCCAAAAGCCCCAGCAAUGAUGGGACCACAUUAUGUUGUGCACUGUUCAAACCCAGAAAAGACACCAUCUUUCCUCUGAAAGAGUUAUGGUAGAGCUGUUUGGAAAAUGUUCCUCUCUGCUCUCCCCCACCCCACCCUGCAAAAAAAAAAAAAAAUUAAAAUGAAGAACAAAUGUUUUGGUUGAAUGUUCCAUAGAAAUUUUUGACUUUUCAUCCAAAACUUGAAACAUGCAAAAACUGAAAAUUUUCAACCACAAAUUUCUCAGUUUUCAACCAAAAGUUGAAAUUUUUCUUACUCUCUGUGGAACAAUUCAUGUAUUCAGAAGCUUAAUUUUCUGUCAAAAACCAGUUUUGAUGGAAAUUUUUCAACUAGACCUAGUUACAGAGAAUACACAUUGUGCUGCUCUCAGGGAAUCUUUACUAUUCUUAAUCCUUGUCCUGUUUGUUCUCUUAGUCUUUGAUCCAGCAAAGCACUUAAGCACAUGCUUAACUUCAAGCCUGUGAGUAGCCCUAUUAAAUUCAGUGGGGCUAACAACAUAUUUAAAGUUACACAACUUGUCGAUUGCUUUACUUGCCUGGAUCGGCAGCUCGUAAAGGAAAUCAAAUGAAAAGGAUGGUACUGUUCUUGGGCUACAGAAAAAUAUACUGAUUCUAGUGAUGAGGAAGGAUGGGGUUGUAAACAGCAGCAAAAUGCUCACAGAAAUUGAAGAAACUCUGAGGAUAUCAUCUGGUUAAAAAAUAAAUAAAUAAAAAUGUUGACACAGGCACCUGUUGUGACAAUCAGAGUCAGCCACCCUGAGGGAUGAAUAGGUUUAAAACCCCCUGUCCCCAAUCAGUUAAAUCAAGUGAUUGCAUACAGUGUCAGUACUGUAAAACUAUAUUCAGCAAGGUCUUUUACAAAAGCUUGUAAUGUUUUGACUCUGCUGGUCAUUGUCAGCUAUGAAGACAGCCUGUGGGUUAUGAGUUUAUGUAUUUGUGUAGAGGAGCUAAGAUCACGUGUAGUAGAGCUAAGAUAUGAAAAAAUUAUCUAAGAAAACUGGGAUUACGAUUUGUGCUGCAACUUUAGCUACACCUUAUAGCAGAGUGGGGAGGGGCACCUUCAAAUCCAGUUGUGUACAUGGAACUGGCCUCAAGUAACGAUCCAGUGUCCAGCCCGAGGAGAGACCAGUGGUGAACUAUCCCAGUUAAUGGAAAGACACCGAGACAAGUGGAAAUUGAAAAGCACAUUCCCAGCUCCAGAACAUUGUCAGGAGGGCAGUUUCUCCAUUGAAUAACCAGGCAUCACCCUGGAUUGAAAAAUCAUCAAAUCAUACCUAGAACUACUCAUUUGAAACCUCAGAUAUGUAAGUAGAUCAGGAAUUGUCUAGGAAGACGCGAUUAGAUUUAAUCUCUUUUAUUUCUGUAAGGCGUGUGGAUGUCUCUGUGCUAACCCCAGGUGCUUUUGUUUUGCUUGUAACCUUUCAGCUGGAUCUUAAGAAAACCAUUCUUGAUGCUUAAUUAUUAUAUUUGCUCUUUUUAAAUCUAGCAGGAGCCUAAGUUCCAGAUGUAU